AUGCAACUUGGUACACCUUAUUACUUAGUUCCAACAACGUACAGUCCGGAUGUGACUGCAGCAUUCAAAGUAGUAGUAUAUGGUUCUGCACGGGUUGGUAUUGCUCGAAUCACGUUUCCUCAACCGAUGCCAUUUGUGCGCUGCUUUGGAUCUGCUGCAGAUCCAAUGUGUCCAGCUCACGUUUAUGAUUUCAAUCGUGCAUUAAAUGGUGGAACAUUACCUGUGAACAAAUUGUUUUUCAAUCUCGAAGAUCCAAUGACAACCAAUGGCUAUGUUCAAACAAUACAAAUUCAAUAUGGACAAGGACAAUAUCCGAGUCCGACGGCUCGCAUUUGGAUCUAUGGCGUUGUGCCAUUAGCUGGUAGCUAUAUUGUUUGCAGCCAAUAUGCCAUUCCAAGAUCGCAAAUAUCAACAAGUCAAGCAAAUCAAACCUAUAGAAUUCCAAGUAACGCCAUUAAUGUUUUCAAUGGAGCAUAUGUUGGCAUGGGUAUUCAAGACUCAAAAGCAGCUGUCGCAACAGCAAAUAAUGGAUUUGCUUUAUAUGUGAAUGGUGCCGAUCAGACAACAAAUGUUGCUUCACGUGAUCCAUUGUUUUUUCAACCAGAUCGUAACAGAAUUGGUGUCAAACUUACUUAUACAAUAGUUACUUAA
Molecule: messenger RNA, 651 nt
Organism: Rotaria sp. Silwood2
Lineage: Eukaryota; Metazoa; Rotifera; Eurotatoria; Philodinida; Philodinidae
Source: the annotation of a GenBank genome assembly